UGCCCAUGACAGAUAAUGAGCAGCAAGUGUUUCUGGCGGCUUAGGGUGGUGCGAAAUCACUCUGGAAAUCCUGCUCCUCCUCAGGUCCUGGCAGUUUCAGGGCCCCUCCCUAGGCCUUACUUAAAAGGCUGAGGCAUCCUUGGAGGAGCAGGCAGACUCCACAGCUUUCACCAGGAGAAAGGAGCAUUCUGAGGGGAGUCUACACCCUGUGGAGCUCAAGAUGGUCCUGAGUGGGGCGCUGUGCUUCCGAAUGAAGGACUCGGCAUUGAAGGUGCUUUAUCUGCAUAAUAACCAGCUUCUAGCUGGAGGGCUGCAUGCAGGGAAGGUCAUUAAAGGUGAAGAGAUCAGUGUGGUCCCCAAUCGAUGGCUGGAUGCCAGCCUGUCCCCUGUUAUCCUGGGCGUCCAGGGUGGGAGCCAGUGCCUGUCCUGUGGGGCAGGGCAGGAGCCAACUCUAACACUCGAGCCAGUGAACAUCAUGGAGCUCUACACCGGUGCCAAGGAAUCCAAGAGCUUCACCUUCUACCGGCGGGAGUUGGGGCUCACCUCCAGCUUCGAGUCAGCUGCCUACCCUGGCUGGUUCCUGUGCACGAUGCCUGAAGCUGACCAGCCUGUCAGACUCACCCAGCUUCUUGAGAAUGCUGGCUGGGAUGCCCCUAUCACAGACUUCUACUUCCAGCAGUGUGACUAGAGCAACAUGCCCCCCAGAACUCCCUGGGCAGAGCCAGCUCAGGUGACGGGUGAGUGGAGGAGACCCAUGGCAGAUGACUACUCUCUGCUCCGAAGACCCCCACCUUUGACUCACUGGUCACACAGCCACCUUCUCUUCUGAUUCCCCGUUUGGGUAAAAUCUGAGAUUUGGAACUCAGUCCACAGUCCCCACUUGCUGGAUGGUACUACUGGCGUGGAACUUUGUAAAAACCACAUGGGGUAAACUAGGAAUAACAUGAAAAGAUUUCUAUGGCGGUGGGGUGAGAGAGUGAUGGGAAUCAUUCCUGCUUAAUGGUAACUGACCAGUGUUACCCUGAGCCCUGCAGGCCAAACCAUUCCCAUAUAGGGUCACUAGCUCUCCACAUGAUGUCCUGUGCAGGAGAGGGAGGUGGUCAGAGAGUUAGGGACCCACAGCCCCGUCCCCUUCUGUAUAAUCCUGCCACUGUCAUACGUUACCUUUUCUAUCUCUACCCUCAUCCACUCACCGUGGGCAUGAAGAGGUGGUGAUGUCAGAGGAAAUGGCUUCAGCUCAGAAGAUAGAAGAUGAGCAGAGCAUGCCGAUCCUUUUUUAAAAACCUAAAGUACAAGAAAAAUCCCAGAUGCUGGUCUCUAUCCCCAUGAAAAAGUGUUCAUGACAUAUGAAAAGAGCAACUUACAAAGUGGCAUAUAUUAUAAUUAAUUUUAAUUUUUUUGAGAUGGAGUUUCACUCUGUUGCCCAGGCUGAAGUGCAGUGGUUUGAUCUUGGCUCCCUGCAACCUCUGUCUCCCAGGUUCAAGCAAUUCUCUUGUCUCAACCUCCUGAGUAGCUGGGAUUACAGGUAGGUUAGUAGAGAUGGGGUUUCACCAUGUUGGUUAGGCUGGUCUCAAACUCCUGACCUCGUGAUCCACCCACCUCAGCUUCCCAAAGCGCUGAGAUUACAGGUUUGAGCCACUGUGCCCCUCUAUUUUAAUUUUUUAAAAUACCUGUUUAUAUAUUUCUUCAUAGAAAAAAGUUUGGAAGAGUUUACUUCAACUGUAGCAAUGUCAGGGUGGUGGCAGCAUAGGUGAUUUUUCUUUUUAUUCUUUCAAUUUAUCUGUAUUUCCUAAUUUUUCUACAAUGAAGCUCAGUUGCUUGCAUAAUAAUAAAAAAGAAAUUAAUCUCGAGGUAAACAGAGCAGACAUCAUCUCUGAUUUUCCUCAGCCUCCACUUCCCCAGAGUUAAAUUCAAAUUGAAUCAAGCUCUGCUGUUCUGGUUGGUUGUAGUAGAGAUCAGGAAACAGAUCUCAGCAAAGCCACUAAGGAGAAAGCUGUGAUGAGUUUGUGUGGCUGGAAUCUCCUGGGUUAGUAACAAAGAACCAGAUCAUGUGGUAAUUCUUUCCUAGAAGGAUCACAGCCCCUUGGAUUCCAAGGCGUGGGGUCCAGCCUCUAAGAGGGUUGCCGUAUUAGUUGAAUUCACAUCCUUCUUGGAAUCUCGGUCGGUGACCUUAUUUGGAGAGAAGGUCUUUGCAGGUGCAGUUAGUUAAGACGAGGUCAUGCUGGUUGAAGAUAGACUUAAAUACAAUAUGACUAGUGUCUUUAUAUAAAAAAGGAGAGGACACAGAGACACAGAGGAGACACGGGGAAGAAAACUGUAAAGACAAAGGCAGAGAUUGGAGUUAUGCUGCCACAAGCCAAGAAACAUCAAAGACUGUGGCAACCACGAGAAGCUUGAAAGAGGCAAAGAAGGAUUCUUCCCUAGAGCCUUUAGUCUCCUGACUUCUAGCCUCCUGAAUGAAGAAAGAAUAAAUUUCAGCUGUUUUAUAAGCCACCAAUGAUAAUUGGUUAUGACAGCUCUAGACAACUAAUACAGCUGCUAAAAUGAUCCCUGUCUCCUUGUGUUCACAUCCUGUGUGUGUCCCCCCCGACAAUGUACCAUAGUUGUCUUUGUGAACAAAAGAAUAUGGCAGAAGUUAUGGCAUGCCACUUCCAAGAUUAGGUUAUAAAAGAUGUUGCAGCUUCUACCUGAGGUCUCUCUCUCUCUCUGUCCCCCACCAUCCCCAGUCUCUGUUGGCUCACUCGCUCUGGGGGAAGCUAGCUGCCAUGCUAUGAGCAGCCCUAUAAUUAGACUUACAUGGUAAAAAAUGAAGUCUCCUGUUCACAGCCACAUGAACGAACCUAGAAGCAGAUCCUCCAGUCCUGUCAGGCCCUCCAGUGACUGCAGCUCAGGUGACAGCUUGGCUACAGCCUCAUGAGAUGCUGGAGCAGGCUGCCUAGCUGAGCUGCUCCAGAUUCCUGCCCCUUAGAGACUCUGUGAGAUAAUAAAUGUUUGUUGUUUUAA
Messenger RNA from Callithrix jacchus (white-tufted-ear marmoset), 3003 nucleotides. It is a transcript of the gene IL36RN, whose product is annotated as interleukin 36 receptor antagonist. NCBI's taxonomy places the organism in Eukaryota, Metazoa, Chordata, Mammalia, Primates, Cebidae. The record is from RefSeq and is a predicted model, not a curated record. Gene Ontology annotation, biological process: cellular response to lipopolysaccharide; inflammatory response to antigenic stimulus. Gene Ontology annotation, molecular function: cytokine activity; interleukin-1 receptor binding.